UUGUAAUUAAGUCAACUAAACGUCCAAUGUGAUUCCUUCUCUCUCUUUCCACACAAAUUUUUUUUGUUUUAUUGGUUGGACGUUAUGUUCUCCUGUUAACACUCACUCAAUUAUGUUUCGUUUAUUUUCCUUAGUACAAUAGAUUACCCAUAAUCACUACCUACCUUCUUCUUCUUUUUUUGAGUUUAUCUCUGGAAAUGAAUUCGUGGGUUCUCUCAUCGUCUCCUUUUCUUGUUUCUUUAAUUUUCAUAUUCUUCUUUUUCAUCAAGAUUCCUCUAUCUUUAUGCGAUGAAGAUAUGUACAAGAGCUGUAGCAAUAUGUUCAACUGUGGAAAGUUGAAUAACAUUGGUUUUCCUUUUUGGGGAGAUAACCGACCAAGUAGUUGUGGCUAUCCUGGACUAAAGCUCAAUUGCCAGGGAAGUGUUGCUACCAUAAAGAUUAUGAACGUGACGUACCAAGUGUUAGGUGUCAAUCCCAAGGCCCAAAUACUCAAGAUUACGAGAGAGGACUUCUCGGCAGGGAUUUGUUCACCAGAGUUCGUGAAUUCCACCCUCGAUCCUACACUAUUGGAUUUUGGCAUUGGUUUACAGAAUCUUACAAUAGUCUAUGGCUGUGAUUUUUCUUUGACACCUUUCCUAGGCCUCGGACAAUUCAAUUGCCAAAUAAAUGGUUUUGCGCACAUCAAAUGGGGAGCUGAUGGGCCUGGGGAAUGUAAAGAAAGCGUAGUUGUUCCUGUUCCAGUUCAGUUCGGUCCGUGGACAGGAAUAGAAAUAGAUCAGUCAAAAUUAGAGGAAGCCAUUAGAGAAGGAUUUGAUGUAAAAUGGAAGGUGGAUACAGCGGCAUGUCUUAAUUGCACGGCAUACAAGGGAGUAUGUGGUUAUGACCUGAAGCGGAAUCAGUCAACGUGCUAUUAUUCCUCACCAGGAUCAUCUUCCAAGCUGAAGCGUGAAAUUGUCAUAGGCAUUACGGCUGCUGUGCUUGGGACUAUAGUAGUCUUUAUCAUAAUAUGCUGCCUUAGAAGAGAACAAUUGAGUAAGGCAUUGAUCUUUAGGAGGACAGCAAGGAAAAACGAUGAAAAUGUCAAGGCAUUUAUAUUGAAUUAUGGUUCACUUGCUCCCAAGCACUAUAGUUAUGCAGAGAUCAAGAAGAUGACCAACUCAUUCAUAAACAAACUAGGCCAAGGAGGAUAUAGCAAUGUAUACAAAGGAAAGCUGCCAAAUGGUAAGCUCGUGGCAGUAAAAGUUCUAAGUGAAUCCAAAGGCAAUGGAGAAGAUUUUAUUAAUGAAGUUGCUAGCAUUUGUAGGACUUCUCAUGUUAAUAUAGUCACUCUUUUAGGUUUCAGUUAUGAAAAGAACAAGCGAGCUCUAAUAUAUGAAUUUAUGCCCAAUGGAUCUCUAGAUAAAUUCAUAUAUCAUCGAGAAUCUUCAGCAACAAAUUGUCGCUUGGAAUGGAAAACAUUGUACAAAAUUGCAGUUGACAUUGCUCGUGGACUAGAGUAUUUACAUCGAGGUUGUAGCACAAGGAUUUUGCAUUUUGACAUAAAGCCUCAAAAUAUUCUUUUAGAUGAAGAUUUCAACCCAAAAAUCUCUAAUUUUGGCCUUGCUAAACUAUGCCAAAGAAAAGAUAGCAUUGUAUCAAUGAAUGGCAUGAGAGGAACAGCAGGGUACAUUGCCCCAGAAGUAUUUAGUCGGAGCUUUGGAGGAGUCUCUCACAAGUCUGAUGUCUAUAGUUAUGGAAUGCUGGUUCUUGAAAUGGUUGGAGGAAGAAAGAAUUUUGAUGCUGGAGUGUCUAAUUGCAGUGAAAAAUAUUUUCCAGAUUGGAUUUAUAAGGAUCUUGAACUAGAUUUGGAUGGAAGAACUCGUGGGGUCAUCACAGAGGAAGAAGAGACAUCAAGUAAGAUGAUCCUGGUGAGUUUAUGGUGCAUUCAGACAAAUCCAGCUGAUCGACCAUCCAUGAAUAAGGUGGUAGAGAUGUUAGAAGGAACUCUUCAUUCCUUACAGAUACCCCCAAAGCCUUUCUUGUGUUCGCCUAAAGUGUCACCAAUGGAGUCUUCAACAACUUCAUGAGCCAAAAUUAAUUCAAAAGAAAAGAAUAUAUCAGGAAACCAUAAGAGAAUCUGACAAAAGUGGGAAUCCACGUAAGGAAGAUGAAGACAAGGCACGUGGUUUCUUCAGAAGUGAAUGAUAAGGUAUCAAGGUUAGGUCUGCAUGUGAUGGGUUCUGAAAUAUUUGGCUCUUAGAGCUCUAAUUGUUUGUGUUUGUGCAUGAGUUCCUCUUAUAUGGUUUGAUCAUCAUCUAUCCACUUUGUUCUCUCUUCGAAUUCUCAUGUGUGGCUGUCUCUGUGUUGAUCUACACUAGCAAAAACUUUGGCAGCUAGGGACACACAAUAUUUUGUAAAUAGUCCACAGGCCCCUCUUGGAUGCUAACUAUGGUGUAUGUUCCUCUUAGUAGUUGUUGUAUCUUCAUUAUAUUGGUUGAAACUUGGCUAUAUGAUGUUUUUAGAAUGACUUGACUAUUUAAAUUUUAUAUGACUUUAAAAGGUUUGCUUCUCAGUUGAAUGCAGUUCAGCUAUUUGAUAAAA
Molecule: messenger RNA, 2580 nt
Organism: Quercus robur (English oak)
Lineage: Eukaryota; Viridiplantae; Streptophyta; Magnoliopsida; Fagales; Fagaceae
Product: LEAF RUST 10 DISEASE-RESISTANCE LOCUS RECEPTOR-LIKE PROTEIN KINASE-like 2.5
Exons: 4
Coding region: 198-2066 (622 amino acids)
Biological process (GO): protein phosphorylation
Molecular function (GO): protein kinase activity; polysaccharide binding; ATP binding
Source: RefSeq, a predicted model, not a curated record